Messenger RNA from Oncorhynchus gorbuscha (pink salmon), 1187 nucleotides. Its product is annotated as cytochrome P450 1B1-like. Bases 263 to 826 code for a protein of 187 amino acids. The record is from RefSeq and is a predicted model, not a curated record. The transcript is spliced from 2 exons. Gene Ontology annotation, molecular function: heme binding; monooxygenase activity; iron ion binding. Lineage: Eukaryota; Metazoa; Chordata; Actinopteri; Salmoniformes; Salmonidae.
UAGUGGGUCCAUAAAACAGAUAGGUAGUUACCCACCAAAAAGUAUUUAUCACUGAAUGCCCUCAGUGUUGAAAUAGAGGUUAGUUUCUCAAUAGGAAAUUAUUUAGGAAAUUAUUGAAUUACCUGUGAUCUGAGUGUUCACCUUUGACCUUUUCCUAUAUAGGUUUCCUCAUAUUCAGCUGCGUCUCCAGGAGGAAGUAGACAAAGUGGUUGACCGGAGCCAUCUGCCCAUCAUCGAGGACCAGUCCCAGUUGCCUUACGUGAUGGCCUUCAUCUACGAAAUGAUGCGUUUUACCAGCUUCGUGCCGCUCACCAUCCCCCACAGCACCAUCACCGACACCACCAUCAUGGGCUACACCAUCCCCAAGGACACAGUGAUCUUCAUCAACCAGUGGUCCAGCAACCACGACCCCACCAAGUGGACACACCCGGAGACCUUUGACCCUCUGCGCUUCCUGGAUCAGGACGGCUCACUGGACAAAGACCUGGCCAGCAGCGUGCUCAUCUUCUCCUUGGGAAAGCGGCGGUGCAUCGGAGAGGAACUGUCAAAGAUGCAGCUGUUCCUAUUUACAGCAUUGCUGGUGCACCAGGCCCACUUUAGUCCCGACCCGGACAAGCCGCCCACCAUUGACUACACCUACGGACUAACCCUGAAGCCCAAUAACUUCUCCAUAGCAGUCAGUCUACGGGACAGCAUGGAAGUCCUGGAGAAGGCUAGUAAAAAGCCCUCUAUGGGGGGACUCAGGAGGACACAGUCAACUCCAGAUCAGACUGAGAAUAGAGUCACUCAAUUAAGCUUGAAAGAAAAAAACACUGAAGAAGAUUAAUGAGCUGCAGUUUAUCCUCAUGUGCCAUCAGGUAUCAGCUACUAUAUAGUUAUUAUAAACUUAUUUAUGAUCUGAAUGUAACAGAUGUCACCAGGGACAUCUGCUGCCCUAAGCAAGACAAAAUUCUGCCGCCCCCUUGCUAUCCCUGCUAAACUAUGUACAGCAGUGGUCGGCAAUAGGUUAUGCAUUGGGCAAAAAAAAAUGUCUCACCUGAAAGUCGGAGGAACAGAACAUAAUAGCGGCCCAAUUCAUAGGGCUACACUACAAAUUAAAUAAAUGUUUUAACACAUCUAGUUAGUAGGCAAUAUAUUGAGUUCAAUGUCAUUAACAUAGCCUAAUAUGAUUUCAUUGAUACAAUCAC